CGUCUUCUCUGUCUGUCCCGUCACACACGCGCCGUUAUUAGGUCCCUCAAGUCAGUUUCCGAAAACGUUCAGCUAAAUCCGUAUACAAUACUGUACAUGAUGUUGCUAACAGACAAACAGACAAACGGACAAAAAAUGAACGGAACCAACCUCCUUGGCUGUGCAAUUACGUUCAACCAACUAGGGAAUUAUAUCGGAUAUAAAUCCCUGAUCCAACGUUGUGACCAUGAAGUCUGCAAUUUCAAACGAAUCCAGGUGGACUCAUAGUUUUAUCCCGUGUUAACGGGUUGUCAUUGAGAACUGUCAAUCAAACUAUUUUAUCUUCGCAUGAUUAAUGCUAGUAGUUUAUCUGUUAUUUAACAGCACGGCACAUGAACAAUCAUUAUAGGGAAGCAAAGUGGAAGAAAGAACGUUUACGAGCCUUGAAAUGGCAAGAUUAUCUUUAAAGAGCACAAGGAGACGUAGUCCUUCUUUCUAUGAGGGCAUUUUUGAUGAGGAAGAGUUGCUAAGAUUGGAAAGGUUUAUGAAUGAGGACAUGGAUGUCCACAGAGAUGACAGGAAGUCCCUAUUGAAGGAAAACAGUUGUCAGGCAAUUUGUCCGGUGUGUAUUUGUCAGUACGAUGACUGUGUACACAUUCCCAAGUUUCUUUCUUGUCAUCACACCAUUUGUGUCAAGUGUAUCAGUAAACUUGAAAUUGUUUCGAGAAUCAAGUGUCCCGUGUGCCGUUCUAACACCAAUCUUCCCUCGGGAGGCGCUGCAGGGCUCCAGACCAAUUUCUACAUAACGUCCAAUGCAGAAGAAGGCUGCACUAAGCACUCAAACCAACCUUUCCAUUUCUACUGCAAAACUCACCAGUCACUUGUUUGCCAGUCGUGUACCGUUUUAGAACACAGUCCAACUCCAAGGGACGGCCAAAAACCCUGCCUACUUCAGGACAAAGCAGAAUUAAAACAAGAAAUCAGAAUUGAACUAGAAACUAAACAACAGGAGGUCUGCAAAGCAAAAGACACAUUCCAUAGUAUUCAGAAUAAAACUACCGACCAAAUCCAACAGUUGAAAGACAUGAGAGAACAGCAAAUCUGUAGUGUGAAGAAAACGUUUGACGGCUACGUGAAAUACGUCGAAAAAUGUCGCGAAGAAGCAUGCCAAAAUAUAGAGACCGAGUAUAGUAUUAAACUGAAUCAGUUGCAAACUGCUAAAACAGACGCAGGAAAGCUUGAGAAAAAGAUGGAGAGUCAUUUAGAAAAAAUUAAAGGUGUACUUGAAAAAGACAAAAUCCAAAAUCUUUUAUUAGAGAAAAAACAACUAGCUCAUAUUUCUUCGAAAAACCAUGAAAUCGAGCGUUUGGAAGCUGUCACCAAAGGAGUGGCUGCAUUGCACUACACUCCAGCAUACGCGUCUGAAGAUGAACUCAAAAAACAUUUCAGUCCAGUUGGGAAGAUUCAGUAAUUUCUUUUGCAUUCAGGCUAUUAUAUGAGAGAAUUUUGGCAAAGAGUGAAUGUAGAGGGAAAGAAAAUGGACAUAGAGACAAGACACUCUCGAAAAGUUAAUAGAAUUCUUCUCGCUGGGUGGCAGUCUAGAGCAAAAACAUUAGUUGACCCGAGUAACUUUUGUCCUAUUUAUCUGAGUAUACAGUAUUUAAUCCUAUCCAAUUGAAAAAUGCACAUAUACAGUACAUACAUGUAUAUAUGAUAAGACUGCAGACAUGUAAUAGUAAUACAUGUACACCCGAAUCAAAGCUCUUGGCUAUUUUAAUAUUUUAAGAAAGUUCUAAUUGUCUUUAUAUAGUCCUGGCGCUUGUAAAACAAUUUCAGAAAUAAAAUUAACUGAAAAUUAGAUCAAUUGAAUGAUGGUUACAUCUGGUUUUAUCUAAAUAUAA
Molecule: messenger RNA, 1880 nt
Organism: Lingula anatina
Lineage: Eukaryota; Metazoa; Brachiopoda; Lingulata; Lingulida; Lingulidae
Product: tripartite motif-containing protein 2-like
Source: RefSeq, a predicted model, not a curated record